GAAAGAGAAAAAGAUAGAGAGAGACUGUCUUCAUAUUCUGGUAGAACGCUCACGCGUGUAAUAAUAAUAAUAAUAAUAAGGGGUGAUAUAUAUAUAUAUAUAUAUAAUCUCUAAACAUUGCUCUGCUGCGUCAAAUGUCAUUACAACUCAAAUUGAGGUACCGGAAAAAACAUUACCCACAAUGCAUUUGCAGUAAUGGUCACGAAGGGAUUAGAAGCAGUGCCAUGCCCGCGCGAAGCGUGUUAUGAAGAUGCUUAACAGUAGAUUCAAGCAAAUAUUGAACGCAUAGAGAGCCCUCAUACUGCUAUAUGAGGAGACACGCCAAACUGGAGUCUGGAGUGAAACAAUUGAACCUCGACACAGCGCAAUAUUGAGCUAGUAUGUGAUAUAUUGGCUUUAAAUGCUUAGAAAAUUAAUGGAUUCCAGUCAAGCUAACGGUACAGCUGAUGCCACCUGCUGGAGUAGAAGAAACUCUGUGUCCAUAACACUUAAUUAGUUGCUGAGAAAGGGAGCAAGAUUGUUAAUAUCACAAUGGAAAGCACGGAGCCCCAAGAUACCCCCAAGUUCAUCUCAGUCGAGAACAUGAAUGCUGACAUUAACACCAUGGGCCAGCAAUUGCUGACCAGCCAUUCAGACCCUACAGGUGGUCAUGAUGGCUCAGAAACAUCGAGCUUUACUUCAGAGGUCAACCGUUUGCUGGAGUCGGAGCCAUUUCUUCCAGAUGCUGAGACAGGGCAGACAUUUGUUGAAAGAGCUAUGGAGCCCCAGGACUUUCCAAUGUCCAUAUCAAUGUCUGAGAAUGUGGCCAGUGGCCUGCCACAGCUGACCAGCCAUUUAAACCCCCCAGAUGACCUCGAUAGGUCAGAAACAUUAAGCACAUAUUCGGAAGUCAACCGCGUGAUGGAAUUAGAGACCAACCUCUUAGGAAACGAUUCCGAAAAUCAUGCCAGUAAUGCUAACAUUGUGCCUAUGUACAUGACUGUGGCAGGAAACUACUGUGGCGAGACAGAGCAGGUGGAGGCUGUAUCUGUUGACUUGAUUAAAAGGGAGCCUGCUUUGCUUUCCUGUGAGGAUGACCCCUUCAUGGGAGCCACCGUAACCAAUGUUACAGGUAACACCUCACAGAUGCAGUCUUUACAAGAUUCCUCAUUGGAUCAAACCUCAAUAUCUGACUCUCUGCCUUGCAUUCCGUCACUGAAGGAAGGACAGACCUGUGAAAGUCCCCUAACAGUUCAGGUGAAAAAGGAAAUGGACAGCAGUUUGACAGAAGCCUUAGACCUGAUACCUGAAAUCACCAUUAAAAGGGAAGCCAGGGACAUGAAGACAGAAGUCUUAAAAUUUCUAAAAGAUCCCCAGAAAACUGAGACAGAAGAUGGAAAUUACUCCACCAUUUUAUCUGUCAAGAAUAUUUACGAGGACCAGCAAGGCAAUGUUUGUGUUGUGGGUCUCCCUCUUGGGGCAGGACAUAUGGAAACCCCCGCUGACAGAAUGGAGAGGUUAAAAAAAUUGUGUAAACCCUGCAGUGUGAUGCUGACAGACUUUGCUAACACAUGGAAGGAGAUGGAUAUCUACUCACGGUCAUUUCACCAAAGAAAGUGUAGAAAGAUUCAACCAGUGUACAACAUUGAUUUGAUGACCUCUGUCAGAGGCCAGGCUCAGGCUGCUGUCAAAUCCACAGAAGUCAAGAAACUGGGAGGGAAAAGAAAGCAGUUGAGCAUACACGAGAAAAUACAACAGAGGCUGAAAGCCUUGAAGAAGAGAGCCAUGUUCUUUAAACGGCCACAACCUACUUCACAGGCAUUGAAAAAUAGAAAGUCACCCAUCAAAAGAGCAAAUCUAAAGAGAAAAGAAGAGAAAGAGAAAAAGGCUAAGAAAAAACCAGCAGCCACUCUGAAAAAGACUGUGAAGAAAACCUCCCAUUCUGCUAAAAUCAAUAACUCUCGUAAAACUGCAAACAAGGCAAAUUCUAAAAAAGGUAGUUCAUUGAAAGUUAAACCAGGGAUCAAAUUGCCUCUAUCUAAACAAGCAGUUAAGACAAAACCAAAGGUAGUAUCAAAGAGGACAGCUACAAAACCAGUGAGAGUCUCAAAAGAGAAAAAGAAAAGGAACCAACAAAAGAGAGUAGCUAAUUCAGCAAGCAAACCUGCAGCAAGGCUUCCCUCUCAAUCCCCCACCAGAGACACAGCUGUAAAAGCCCCUCUGAGGAGAAUUCUGCCUGAUGUAGUGCCAAAACAAACUGCCCUCAAGAGAAAACUUUCCCCCUCUCCUAAAUCUGCCAGCCAAGGUGACAGAGCACAUAGGGUGUAUCAGUACAAAUGCCUGCACUGUCCUUAUAAAACUGGUGGCCAUGCAAGGAUAGUUGCCCACAUCUACCAGCACUCUGAUGUGGCUCCUUACUCCUGCGGGUCAUGCAAAGAAAUGAUCUACUCUAGGGAGGACUGUCUUCAGCACAGCCGCGUAGUCCACCCUCGUCAAAAGGUCUCCUACAAGAAAAAUAUGAUCAAUGAAUCCAAGUACUUCACUGUGGUUGAUUUAAGUAGUGGGAAGGAUGCCGAGGAUAGUUUACCUGUGAAAAGAUUGCUGACAGCCAGUGGGACACUGAAGAAAGCCAGUAAACAAGCCAUGCCAAGGAGGGUCACUAGAAGCACAGCUCAGAAUGUCCCCUCCAUCUCAAGCAGUGUCUCUGAUGAGAACAGUAGUUCUUCUAGCAACCAACAUGUCAGCAGUGCCUUUGAGACUGGCCAGUCUGGUAAUACAACAGGGAAUGUGGCUUCCACUCUACUGUCCAUAGUAGAUCUGUUGACAUCAGAUCAGAAUCAAAGGGAAAGAGUGUCGGAGAAAAUAGAACAGCUGAAAAAUUUAAUCCAGUCUUCCCAGAAUUCUCAUCCUUCAGCUUCUAGUUACACACCGUCAGGUGGUGUAUCAGGCAACUCAGCCAAGAAGACUAAUCAAAGACAGACAAGGAGACAAGGUCGAGCAUCAGUUUCUAAUAAGUCUCAGAGAUUGCCUGCCCCUGUUACAUCCAGGGCCUCUCCCUGUACUAUGCCAGUACAAACUAACAAUGCAGCCGAAAAGGAAAGUGAAAAUCAGCCCAUGAUGGACAUUGGUCAAGCUCGUCCUCCAGAACACAGAGGUAUCGACCAGUUCAACCUUACUCCUCCACCUUAUAAUACGGCCGUCCCGCAAGGUCCAGUCGGUUCAACCUGUGAUGCUGCCAGUCAAGCAGGUGUGAACACAAGCCGAGAGGAGAGACAAGACCUCAACAAUCAGAUUUCUCAGUUUAACAUUAUAGCACCAAGUAACCAAUUUUCCAGUCAGGGACAGCAUGUACAAAACAUGAACCAGUUUAACCUGCAGCCUUCUGCAACAACAUCAGCCAUAAGCUCUGCACAGUAUGACGCUCAACAUUUGGCCCCUCCCAGCCAGCAAAUGGCCCCUUUCACCCAACAUUUUGUCCCAUCCAGUCGGCAAAUGGCCCCUUCCAAUCAGCAGGUGGCCCCAUCUAGUCAGCAAAUGGCCUCAUCCAGGCAGCAAGUGGCCCCACCCAGUCAGAAAGGGGCCCUAUCCAGUCAGCAAAUGGCCCCUUUCGCUCAACAUUUGGUCCCUUCCAAUCAGCAAGUGACCCCAUCCAGUCUGCAAGUGGCCCCACCCAGGCACCAAGUGGCCCCAUCCAGUCAGCAAAUGGCCCCAUCCAGUCAGCAGGUGGCCCCAUCCAGUCAGCAAAUGGCCUCAUCCAGUCAACAAGUGGCCCCAGCCGGUCAACCUUACCCAGUAAUGAUUAACCCAGUGCCUCAAGCCAUGGGGAGACCUUUGUAUCCAUAUGUCCACCAGCAACCUGGUUCUGUUCAUGGAAAUUCCCUUGUCAGACUACCAGAACGUGGGGCUUCAUAUCUAGAUAGUGCUAGGCCUGUGCAUGCUUAUCCUCAAAUGGUCACUCAACAGGCGAGUCUCACAGCUGGUCAAAAUAAGCCUGUAGCUAGCUCCUCAUUGUCACAAGUGCAGGAUGGACAGGGUGAAGUGCUUCAUCCACUGCUACCUCCACAAACGGUAGCAAAUCAGACAAUACCCUGCAACAGUUCUAUACCGCGGAUGGAUGUUGUGAACAGGAGUACCAGUGUAUCUCAAAAUGAGGCGCAAGGGUGGAAAGAGAGCAGAGGCGAGACAGAAGUGGUAUCUGAACAGGUUUUACUAGAUAGGAAUACACCUCAAACCCUUAGCAACUUGAAAGACUCCCUGUUGCGAGAACUUGUAAAGUUAAGGCAAUCUGGAAAAAUGCUAUCUGAUCAGCAGUACAUGAAUUUAGCAAAAUCCCUAGUGAAUUCAAGUCUGGAGAAGAAUGAAGAUACCAGAAAAGACCAGUGUUCUUCUCCACAAUCCAGAAUGCCCAUAGGGCAUCCAGAAUUAAAUCCAGUAGACAGAGAUUCAGAUGAGAAUGUUGAUCCAAUCGGUGAUUCAGAAGAAGAAGACAUUUCUUUUAUUUCAGAAACAUUCAGAUCUAAUCUUGGUUCAGCUAGAGAAAAACUUUCUUCAGCGCUGGCUGCACAGACAGAUCAGAUAAAAGCUGACCAGAAGGCAGCAAAGAAAAAGGCAAAACAAGUUGACAAGGCACCUAAAAGUGAAGUGAGCGCAGAUAAAGAGGGAAGGAGUCAGUUGAGUAAAGGAACUGCCUCAGAAAAGAAACACCCAUUGCUGUUUAAAUGUAGCCUAUGUGGGUUUGAGGCUAAUUUGGCUACAGAGGCCCAGGACCAUGUGUAUGAACAGCACAUGAGUGUCAAAGUUUACAGAUGUAUCCAUCCUGAUUGUGGACUGAAGCUAUCUACUCUCAGCUCCCUCAAGAGGCAUUUUGAAAAGAGCCACAAGAACGUUCCAUUUCAGUAUUUGAAGGAAAAUGCACCCAGUGUCAUGAAGUUUAUUAAAGUCAUAACAUUUGAUAAGAAAGUAAAUAAGAAAUUGUCCACCAGAGAUCAUGUUAAGAGGCCACGCACAAGUAAAACCACAGCAAGAAAGUCCACGGGGAAACAGUCUUCAAGAAACAGUUCCCAAGGAGAAACUAUAUCAUCUAUUACAACAAGACAAGCCAGUCAUCCUGUAGUAAACAGCCACAGAGCUUCCUCAAAUACUGCCAACAUAACAUCAGUGUCCUCAGCUGUUCCUGGAUGUGUUUCUCAGAAUAUUGUGGAACAUUUCAAGUGUUCUUUUUGUGAGUUUCAGUGUCCAGACCAACACGGAAUACUCGAACACUUAAGAGGGGCACAUUUACAGAAAGCACAGUCAGUAGGAUCAGGAAAUACAAAAACACAGAAAAGUAGAGGAGAGGAGAUGUGUAGAGUGUGUGGAGAUUAUGCUCUUACUUUUGGAAGCAAGAUUUGUAAUAGCUGCAAGAUAUUUUACUUAAAAGCUAUUGACAGCAAGAAGCAGUUUAAGCACUGUACCCCAACAUGUAUAAUCACUCUUGAGACAAGGGAUAUGUGCCCAGGAUGCCGCUUUUUGAAAUGUGUGACUUAUGGAGUGGGCAUAGAAGUGGAACAUGAUAGAAGACUUGCAGAGAUGAGGAAACCAGAGAAUGUAUGGGCAAAUAUGGCCAAGACUUCAUCUGCCCAGCAAAGAAAAGACCAGUCUGCUCCUGUUAGGACUGCCUUAGGUACGGCAUCCUCCUACAGUGGAGAUGUUGUGCUGGACAAAGACUAUGUCUGUGGGCUCUGCGGUUUUUGUACCAAGUUUCCAUUUGCCAUGGAGGAUCACAUGAAAGUCCAUAAAGAGGCUAGUGGCAACAGCAAGGAAGACAUGGGAACGACUGAUGUCAGGAACGCAACAACAGGGUCGGCUAAAAGCCAUAGGGUUAAGGUGCGGAAUGGUGGUGGAAAGAUGAAGUACGUUCCAGAAAAUAUUCAAGCGAAAACGUCAGUCGCAGGGUCCAACAAGACCAAGAGUCAACCUGUAGGUAACGUUGAGGGAACAGCUUCCACCUCCAAAACUAUUACUGAUGGUGAUGAUGAUAAUGAGAUCUUUGUUAUAGAUGAAACUGAUAACCAAAGUUCAAAAGAGAACUCUGACACUUCCAAGAAAAUGGUUGUCAGCUUGCCCUUUUCCAAACACAAAGAGAGAACAAAAGGGCCCCAAAAAGUGGAAAAAAAUCCAUCACAAGAAAGAACAGCUUCAGUCAAUGCUUCCGCACAUGUUGCUGGGAUAAAUACUGCUCCAAAGAACACUCUGCAAGAGUCAACAGUCACAGUGACCCCAAAACCCAAACAGACUGUAGCAGCACCCCGACAAGCCUGUUAUAUAGACAGACAUGGGAAAAAGGUCUGUAGAAAAUGUGGGAAAUGUCUGAAAAAAAUGGCUGCCAAACCUCCUCCUCAAGCUCCAGGCGAGUUCAUCACCAUUGAAUCGGAUGAUGAAGAAGAUGAGGAUUCAGGUAAAAAGGCGGCCAAGGACAACACUACAAACACCCGGAACAGUGCUGGAAAUAAAAAUGAGCAAGGGACUGAAAACAACCCAGUCAGUCCAGAUGUUAAGGAAGACAAGAAGGAUGAAGAAAAAGAUUCCCAACCUAUACAGAAGAAAACGACCAUCAUAGAAUAUGACACUGGGAGUACUCUGAACAUGGAGGUGUUUGAUGAAGAUGAAGUUUGUUCUGAUGAUGAGAGCCAGGAAGAGAAGAAGGCAGACUUUGUGAAAGCUGAGGCUGUGGAUUCCUUCGCCGGAGAGACGAAUGGGGAUCUAUUGCAUGGCACACAGAUAGCGGUAGAGAAGGAGAAAAACUCAGUUUCAGCUGUUACCAGCAACACUGCGCAGCCCCCUGAUGUAGUACCUACAUCAACUUUAAUGACCACAAGCACCAAGUCCAGCUUUACCAAGUGGCUGACUAGUCCACAGAAGGGGGACAGAACACUAGGGGAGAUUACACAAGACAGCACCAAUCCUGGGUCCCUUUCAGCUAUGCCUGUUGCAAAGAAAACUCCAUGUGAUUCUGGCACAGAUAACACCCAGUUACCAAAAACAAAUGCGGAUGCUACUACUACUACUACUCAGUCUGAUUAUCAAGUGUAUGACACCGAGGAUGCCAAUGAAAAGGUGUCAAAAUGGCUGUCUCAGCAGCAAGCUCCCAUCAAAAAGGAAGCUGCACCCCAGCAUUACAGCACAAACAACAAUGUCAAUAAGGAUGAAGAUGAAUGCGUAAUUGUACUCGAUUCAGAUGAAGAAGCUGUCUAAAAAUGCCUUGGUACUGAGUGUAGGAAAUGGCGUGACAUGGAGAGGAAAUCGGGUGAUGAUGAUUGUAAUUGAACUAUUAACUGUUUUAGGGUUGAAAGCUUUUUGUAGCUCUCCUGGAGAGAAAUAUAGGUUUUAAAAAUUAUAAAAUAAAGUAUUAUAAUAUAUAGAUCAAUGCAAUGUCCUAGAUUAAAAAACUUACUUAAGAAAAAAUUCCAUUAUGCUCAAUUCUGUUUCCACAAAUUGAUAAAUAGAUCUUCCAUUUUUAUGAUCAAUUAAUAUUUAUUGAUUUUGUUAGAAACUGAAAUUCGUUAGACUCUCUAUAUCAUAAAAAGCCCAGUUAUUUUCAAAAGGAACUUUAAAAAGCUUGUGACAAAAUUAGUAUUUUUUUUAAAGAAGUAUCUUUUGACAAAAUUAGUAUUUUUUUUUAAAGAAUCUUUUAUAAACGUAAGGAAAAAGUCAUCAUGCUUAGCUCAACAGAAAACUAGUCUUAUUUUUUUUUUUUUCAUGUAAGCGUUGUGUUUUAGGGUAGGAAAAAAGAGGAAUGAACUAAAAACUUAGAAGAGCAAUGAAUACAUUAAUAAAUCGUCUUAACUUGCCCCACUGACUCCCAUUUUAUCUGGCACAGUAUGCAUUAACCUUUAUGCUUGAAAAUUGUAAACUACUGUUUCAGUUUUACAUAAAAAUUGAUACAUAUCAGUAAAAUGCUGUCACCAAUAAAUAUUCUGUAGUGUUAAACAGAAUCAUGCUGAGAGUUGGAGUUAACUGGAGAUGGUAGAUGCAUGCUAAUAAUGAAGUAGUUGCUAGUCGAUUGUCACCCAGGGUACAGUAACAGUUACUAAAAUGUCAGUUCAAACUAUCGUCAACAUAUCAGUUAGGCCCUGAACAGAUUGUAUGAAAUAUUUCUAUUCCAGUCAGAGUGCUCAAAAAGUUAUACAAAAUAUUGAAAUAACAUUUUAAUCUCUAAAUUUGUAUUUUCACUUGUCAAAUUGUACAUGCUAUAGGUGAAUUAUGAAUGUACUUUAAUUUCAAGAAUAAAGACUUAAUUUAGGAAAGUUGUUUAUAUACAGAAUACACUAAGAAGUUCACUUUCAGAAGAAAAAAAGUUGAAUAUAUGUCGAACUUUAUUUCAAUAUGAAUAUUUCAUUUUUUUCUUUUUUGUCUAAGCAUCAUCACCCAAAUUUUUAUGUUACUCGAUAAUUUAUUAAGCUUGAUGUUACAUUGAUACUACAUUCCAUAAUAAAAUACAAGCCUGGAGUUUAGAUAUAUA
Lingula anatina is the source of this 8479-nucleotide messenger RNA. RefSeq lists its product as uncharacterized. Gene Ontology annotation, molecular function: DNA-binding transcription factor activity; sequence-specific DNA binding; zinc ion binding. The record is from RefSeq and is a predicted model, not a curated record. Gene Ontology annotation, biological process: regulation of DNA-templated transcription. Lineage: Eukaryota; Metazoa; Brachiopoda; Lingulata; Lingulida; Lingulidae.